This is a messenger RNA of Marmota monax (woodchuck), 3221 nucleotides long. RefSeq names its product MOB kinase activator 3A (gene Mob3a). Bases 553 to 1782 code for a protein of 409 amino acids. Gene Ontology annotation, molecular function: protein kinase activator activity. Lineage: Eukaryota; Metazoa; Chordata; Mammalia; Rodentia; Sciuridae. The record is from RefSeq and is a predicted model, not a curated record. Gene Ontology annotation, biological process: signal transduction; positive regulation of protein phosphorylation. The transcript has 7 exons. Gene Ontology annotation, cellular component: cytoplasm; nucleus.
GGGCAGGAGAAUCUCAAGUUCGAGGCCAGUCUGGGCAACUCAGACCUGUCUCAAAAUAAAAGGGCUGGGGGUGAUAGAGCACCCCCAGAUUCGACCCCUAAAACUGCAGUUAAGAAAAAGACAGCAAAAGGUCUCGGGUGCAGCCACCCAAAAGUAAGAAUUAAGACCCUCCCACGGGCACCUCCUGUUGCACCAGAGCCUGGGUUCAGGUCCCUGAAGCCAAAGAGAAGUAAAACUGGAGUCCCCAGAGGUCCCCGAGCGGCAGUAAGAGUGUCCCUGCUGCGCUUGCCCCCGGACGCCCUGGUGCGGGAGGCUCCUCCCUGCCCAGCCCUCGAUCACGAAGCUUCCGAAGGUCAUUGCUGUCUCAUCCGUUUGUGGGAAAACGAGGAAAAUCCAGAGACAUCGCCACCCAAUUCUGAGAAGGGUUGGAAGUACACUAGAAGAUCCAGAGGAGGAGCCGUGGGCUGGGUGGCCUCCCUGGGCCUCUGUCGGCCUGCCUCGUGGACUGUCCGCCUGUCCUUGGCUGCGUCCCAAGACGGUGGUUCUGCCACCAUGUCCAGCCCCUUCCUGAAGCAAGUCUUCAACAAGGACAAGACCUUCCGGCCCAAGCGCAAGUUUGAGCCAGGCACCCAGCGCUUCGAGCUGCACAAGAGGGCCCAGGCGUCACUGAACGCGGGGCUAGACCUGCGGCUGGCCGUGCAGCUGCCCCCGGGCGAGGAGCUCAACGACUGGGUGGCCGUGCACGUGGUGGACUUCUUCAACCGCAUCAACCUCAUCUACGGCACCAUCAGCGACGGCUGCACGGAGCAGUCCUGCCCCGUCAUGUCGGGGGGGCCCAAGUACGAGUACCGCUGGCAGGAUGAGCAGCGGUUCCGUAGGCCCACGGCGCUGUCCGCCCCCAGGUACAUGGACCAGCUGAUGGACUGGGUGGAGGUGCAGAUCAACAACGAGGACGUCUUCCCCACCAACGUCGGGGAAGACCCGCCCUCGUGGCUUCCGCCCCAGGGCUUCUCACCAGAAACGAGGCUCGGACAGUGGGUUCAGAAGUGGCUGCAGAGGCGCCUGGGGUCCAGGGGCCACGGCAACUCGCGCCACGCAGGUAUCUCGCCACACACUUGUGCGCCCUCUCGCCGCUCUGGGCGCAGAGGUCGGGCCUGCCAGGGUAGACCCAGGGGCUGUGGCGGCCUCCUGAGGCCCAGGGAACGUCUUCGUCCUCUCCUCCAGCUCCAGAGCCAGCAGCACAGUGUCUUCCAGGCCCUCGGACCCCAACUCCCUGCCUCCUCUCCAGAGGACCCUGUGGUGACCCUCGGUGACUCUAGUCCCACAGAGUCCCUUUUCCCACCGAGGCUAGGUGCACAAACUGAGAAUUCUGACAUGGGACGUCUGUGUGCUCUAUUCAGUGACCCCAGGACCCAGAAAGCACAGUGCUGUCCACCUGCCGACGCUCUUCAGCUUGUGGGCACGCCGUUCCCCAAGAGCUUCCUGCAGGUGGCGCGGAAGAUCCUGUCGCGCCUGUUCCGCGUCUUCGUGCACGUGUACAUCCACCAUUUCGACCGCAUCGCGCAGAUGGGCUCCGAGGCCCACGUCAACACCUGCUACAAGCACUUCUACUACUUCGUCACCGAGUUCGGCCUCAUCGACACCAAGGAGCUGGAGCCGCUGGAGCCAGAGGGAGGCGUGAGGGUCCGCCCCGUGCCGGCCCGGCCCCGCCCCAUUCUCCGGCUCGUGGAGGCUGAGGAGGGCUGUGUGCUGCCCAGGCUGGACCAACCUGGAAAGACAUGACCGCACGGAUGUGCCGCUAAGAGCCCGGGCCACCACCAGCCUCCGGGGCCUACAGGAGGGCAUCUUUGACUCCAUGGCGUCUGUCCCUGCAGCUGAGCAUCCUGGGGGCUUCGCACCUCUGGGGGCUGGCCAGGACACGUCCUCUUCCCUGGCCUCAGUCUCCUCCUCUGUCAAGAGGAGGCUGAACCUGGACUCCGGGAUUUUGUUUCUUAGCAACCGGGAAAACCCACUGUGUUUGUGGACCUCGUCCUCCUGCCAGGUGGUGGGGCCGCCCACUGCAGCCCACCUCCUGGCCCUUCUCAGAACUGCCCCCAGCCCCGCCCUGCCCUACCGUGGCCUUCAGGCUAGUCCCGGCCAGGAGGGAGGCCGGCUCCGUCUCAGCCUCUCCCGGCCUCAGAGCCAGGGCUCUGCACUGUGCCCACGGAGCCCCCAGCCCUUUCCCAGAGGGGACGACUGGGCCAGGCCGGCCCUGUGUGGGGCUUCCUGUGCCCACGCACCUGCCCGCGUCCGGCCGAGUGUCCUGGUGCUGCGGGGCCCAGGCCUGAGUGCUGCAGGUCUCAGGGUCCUGCCCUCAAGGUCUUUUGGGAGGGGCACCAGGGGUUGAACCCAGGGGGUGUCACCCGAGCAGUCACCCUGAGCCGCCCCCCCCCCCGCUUUGUGUUGAGACACAGGGUCUUGCGGGGUCUCCCAAGCUGGCCUUCGCCAUCUCCUGCCCCAGCCUCUUGAGUCACCAAGGUGGCGGCCGUGGCCACUACCUGGCUUAAGAUGUUCUUAAAGGUGUUCUUCCAACUAGUAGCUAGUGACCCCAGGAUGUCCCUUCCACUGCCACCAGCCCAGGAGUGGCCCCCCUGGAUGUCUCCACUGACUGCCUGGGGGCAGGAAGUGGCCUUUUUUUCAGGUGCCUGAGAACUUUCUAGAGAAACCCUUUGUGCCACCCCCACAGGGCCACAGGACCAAACCCAGGGACACCCCGUUUCCCUUGGAGGCUGUGCUGGGGCAUGACCAAAGGACUCCUCACCUGGCCCAGCUCCGCCCCCAGCCACACCCCCUGGCCUUGGCCUCUGUGGCCCUUCCCUGCUGACCCAGCGCGGCCCCAGCCACAGGGACUCUGUCCUCCCCGGUCUGGGAGGCGCUCAGCUGAGCAGUGCUGCUGACACUGUCCUGCCUGACCCCGGAGCUCAGGGAGCCACAGGACAUGUCCCCAAGCCUGGGAGGCCACUGUGCCAGCAGCCCACGUACCAGGAGGUCCCUGAAUCCCAUGGCACUGCCCUCGCCCCACCCUGCUCUGAGACCAUCCUCCCACCUGGGCGCGGAGGACACGGGCACCCUGGCUGCUGGGUGUGCUGCCGUUUCCCAGCAGAGGAGGGUCUAGGGUGGGACAGCAGCCGUGGGCAUCUUGUCCCCAAGGGGUUUCUCAAAUAAACAGAUGCAUUGGGGCA